Impatiens glandulifera is the source of this 2312-nucleotide messenger RNA. RefSeq names its product transcriptional corepressor LEUNIG-like. The transcript is spliced from 17 exons. Bases 99 to 2207 code for a protein of 702 amino acids. The record is from RefSeq and is a predicted model, not a curated record. Lineage: Eukaryota; Viridiplantae; Streptophyta; Magnoliopsida; Ericales; Balsaminaceae. Gene Ontology annotation, molecular function: protein binding; transcription corepressor activity.
UCUAAACCUCGCUUUUUGUUUACAAUCUUCUGUAAGCUGCUUCUUGAAUCUCCGUUUCAGUCAUCUAGGUUUCGGCGAAGUCAAAGCGUUUUGCGAUCAUGGCCGCCGUUGAUCAGCAAGAGUCAGAGAAGAUGCUUGACUGGUUCAUAUACGAUUACUUGUUGAAAAGAAACAUGAAUACUAUCGCAGAGAUGUUUGCUACUGAGGCUGAAGUAAAUGCACAUUCUAUUGCGAGUGAUUCCUUUGGAGGUUUCUUGACAGAUUGGUGGAUUGUAUUCUGGGAUAUGUACAGCACUAAGUUCUUGAGGCGUCCUCAGGCUAUGAAUGAAAACUCUGUUCAGGAUAAACCAACUGUUGCAAAUCAGUUCCGUAAUGCACAUACUAUGCAAUCGCCACAUAUGAAUCAGCAGAGAAACGGACAGGUUUCUUCACAUAUGCAAUUGAGCAGUAUGCAGAUUCAAAAUCCAGUAGCUAGUCAAUUGGAUAGAAGGGUACAUGAGGAAGCAUAUUCAAGGCUUCCUUCGGCUAAUUUCAAUGUCAAUGCAUGCCUUCCUAAUGUUGACAAGUCAGCAGGUCCUAGCUACUCUCAACAGUUUCAUAAUGGAAAUACUCAGCAACAGACAUCUAAGGAUGAGCUUGAGUCUAAUAUAGGAAAUACUGUUCGCAUGAAUUCGACACUGGAUAUAGCUUCUAAUGCUGACUUACCAAGAGGAGGACAUCAUGAUAUGGGGUUGGAGGGAAGGACUUGUUCAGUGCCAGUAAACAGACGGCCUUUGGCUAAUAAGUCUUACACAUCAAUGACUCACCCUCAAAAUGGGCAGUUGAUGUCUCAAACUAUUGCACAGACACCAAGUGGAUUGGUUCCUUGUUCUGAAGGAGACACCGGCAAUUUCAAAAAUCAGUUGCUUGAAGGAAAUGACAACAAUGGACAGAUUAUGCCAGAAAGAGGAUUUUCAGUACAACCCACACCUUCCCAAAGGAAACAAACUACACAGAAAUCCCCAAGAAGGCGAAGAUCUGAGCAGAUUAAAAUUGGGCAACCUGCUAUGCAACAAUCAAAGGAUCAACCCACACCACAAGCUUUCAAUGGCAGAAAGAGAAGGGGGUCGUCAAUGUCAGAAGAUGGGAAGAGUUCCCUGGUAGAUAAUACACCUGAAGACAAGGGAGAUAGUCUUCAAAAGGAUGUCAAGGUAGAAAAACCAGUUGAUUAUGAUGAUAUAGGAUCUUUCUUUUCCAAUGAUGAAGCCGAAAACCAUGAUGCAACCCCUUCUUUAAGCAAUUCAGGUCGAAAUUCUGCAGCUAUUGAUAUAAAAGGGAGAAAUGGAGUCAGAUUUCAGGAGGCAGUUUCACUUAACUCGUUCCAAGGGAAGGUACUCUGUUGCGACUUUUCAUCAAAUGGAAAGCUAUUAGCUAUUGGAGGUCAUGAUAAGAAGGUCACAAUUUGGGACAUGGAGUCUCUUGACUACAUUAACGCAGCAGAGGAAAACACUCAUCUCAUCACAGAUGUCCGGUUUAGACCUGAUUCAAAUGUGUUUGCCACAUCUUCAUUUGACCGCACCGUGCGAAUUUGGGAUUCAAACGAUUUAAACAAAUCAAUACUUAAGCUUGAUAAGCAUGGUGAACAAGUGACAUCAUUGGACUUUCAUCCGCGAAACAGCAAUCUCCUUUGUUCGUGUGAUAUUGGUGGUGAGAUCAGAUUGUGGGAUGUCAAACAAAGUACUUGUGCGAGUGUGUUCCAGGGUGCAAGUAGACAGGUGAGAUUUCAGCCUGAAAGUGGGGACCUGUUGGCUGCUGCUUUUGGAAAUAGAAUUGGGUUGUUUGACAUUAAGAGUAACAAGUUCAUAUCCUACUUAGAGGGACAUGGUAAAGACGUGCGGUCUAUGUGCUGGGAUGUUUCUGGUCAAUAUCUUGUCUCUGUGAGUGAAGACAGCGCAAGGGUUUGGUCGAUUGCAAAGGAUAAAGUGUGCAUACAAUUGCUGCAAUCCGACGGAAGCAAAUUCGAAUCAUGUACAUUGCAUCCACUAUAUUCUUCACUUGUAGUGAUUGGUUCUUACCAGACAUUAAUAUUGUGGAAUCCAAAGGAGGCAACCCCGUUUAUGCCAAUCCCGUCUGCACAUGGAGGUCUGAUUGCUUCACUAGCCAACUGUGCUGUAACUGGAACAAUAUCUUCAACCGGGCAUGACAAGUGUGUUAAAUUGUGGAAAUAAGAAGACUCUUUACUAUACUUUACUUUAUACCAAACAACAAAGAAUCUCAGAUCUCAAUUCAAUUAAAGACUUACAUAUAUAUAUAUAUAUAUGAUCAGGAUGAAA